Molecule: messenger RNA, 1730 nt
Organism: Chiloscyllium plagiosum (whitespotted bambooshark)
Lineage: Eukaryota; Metazoa; Chordata; Chondrichthyes; Orectolobiformes; Hemiscylliidae
Source: RefSeq, a predicted model, not a curated record
AUGCCGAGGGUGGAGUUUUCUCCGUGAGGAAACCGCUCGGGUUCAGUGGGGCAGGCCCGUGGUUCCGAGUUGAUCAGGAGAACACUAGGCCUCAGCAACUCUUCCCAGUUCCUCAGUGAAGCAGCAGGAGCUGGACACGGGCAGGGCCUCUUCACAGUUGUUUUCGCUGUUGCUGUCCCACUCUCUUGGAAAAUGGAAUGCAGCCUCGUUUAAAAAGUACCACAGCGGGGAAAGAACAGGAUGCAGACAGCUUUGUUCACCAGAAAGCUCUGAAGUCUACAGAAUCGAAUAUGAUACCUUUGGUGAGCUAAAGGUGCCAAAUGACAAAUACUAUGGAGCCCAGACAGUUAGAUCAAUGAUGAACUUUAAAAUCGGCGGGGUGUCUGAGCGGAUGCCAAUCCAAGUAAUAAAAGCCUUUGGCAUUCUGAAGCGAGCUGCUGCAGAAGUGAACGUGGAAUAUGGUUUGGAUCCAAAAAUUGCAGACAGCAUUAUAAAGGCAGCUGAUGAGGUGCUUGCUGGGAAAUUGGAUGAUCACUUUCCUCUGGUGAUAUGGCAAACUGGCUCUGGAACACAAACAAACAUGAAUGUGAAUGAAGUGAUCAGCAAUAGGGCAAUUCAGAUUCUCGGAGGUAAACUGGGCAGCAAGGAUCCUGUGCAUCCCAAUGAUCACGUCAACAAGAGUCAGAGUUCCAAUGAUACUUUCCCCACUGCCAUGCACAUUGCUGCUGCGAAGGAGGUCCAUGAAGUGCUGCUGCCUGGACUGCAGAAGCUACAUGAUGCACUUGAGAAGAAGGCCAAGGAGUUUGCCACUAUCAUUAAAAUUGGCCGGACUCAUACACAAGACGCUGUGCCUCUUUCGUUAGGCCAGGAGUUUAGUGGCUAUGUACAGCAGAUAAAAUAUAGUAUGGAACGGAUUAAGGCUGCACUGCCAAGAAUAUAUGAGUUAGCCGCUGGUGGGACUGCAGUGGGAACAGGAUUGAACACAAGAAUAGGGUUCGCGGAGAAGGUGGCUGCCAAAGUCUCAGAGCUCACAGGUUUACCAUUUGUGACUGCGCCUAAUAAGUUUGAAGCUCUUGCUGCACAUGACGCCUUGGUUGAGCUGAGUGGCGCCAUGAACGUUGUUGCCUGCAGUUUGAUGAAGGUGGCUAAUGACAUUCGUUUUCUGGGAUCUGGACCUCGCUCUGGCUUGGGUGAACUUACCUUGCCUGAAAAUGAGCCAGGAAGCAGCAUCAUGCCAGGUAAGGUAAACCCCACCCAGUGUGAAGCUAUUACCAUGGUCGCAGCACAGGUCAUGGGAAAUCAUGUUGCUGUUACUGUUGGCGGAAGUAAUGGCCACUUCGAGCUGAAUGUUUUCAAACCCAUGAUAAUCAAAAAUGUGCUUAAUUCAGCCCAACUGAUUGGAGAUUCAUGUGUAUCCUUCACAGACCACUGUGUGGUUGGAAUUCAGGCUAACACACAAAGAAUUGACAAGUUAAUGAAUGAAUCACUAAUGUUGGUGACAGCACUUAACCCACAUAUUGGUUAUGACAAAGCAGCAAAGAUUGCCAAGGCAGCCCACAAAGAAGGUACAACAUUAAAAGAGAUGGCAGUCAAGUUGGGAUACCUUACACCAGAGCAAUUUGAACAGUGGGUCAAACCAAGUGAAAUGCUUGGCCCCAAGUAAUAUUUAACAAUACUUAAGCUCUCAUUGGUCUACAGUAAUGGAAAAUAAACUUUAUUUUUGAAAACUG